AUGCAGAAAGAAUCAAGACUCCCAGUAAAUGUAUGGAAAAUAUUCCCGUCUGAUGGCAAGGAACAGCUGAGAGGUCUUUGCCGGAUAAUACCCUUCAAAUACAACAGGUCACCUUACGUUGGUGGAUUCCAAGUUGCUGCCCACCAAGAAUGCGGUCUUGAGCAACCUGGCGCCGGUUUGGUCACCAUCAACACCGUCGAGGAAAACAAUUUCAUAUUCGAAUGGAUCACUCGUUUCGCAUCAGAGCCAACAACAGUCUGGAUCGGUUUGUUCCAGCCUAGGGUAGCUAGGCAAGGACCUGUUUGGUUCAGUGGCGAACGCGGAAUCCUAGAUCUGGUAGAACCUUUGGAUUACGGAGAGGGCGCUGUUCUAUUCUUAAACGACCGCAGAAGAUACAGUCCCAGGUGGGAAGGUGAGGAUCCAUUCGAAUGGGGGAGUCGACCGUCAGCUCUAUGUGAGUACAAGGUCACGCAGGCGCCACCGACUACGCCUCCAAUUGCUCCCACCACUAAACAGAAGACAAUUCCUAUUCCAGGGCCAAGCCAACAACCGCCAAUAUUGCCUAAGAGGAAUUUUCCUCGCAAACCUUACUUUCCGAGUUACCAUCCCUUCGGUCCUGGACCUUUGUCGCUACAUAAACCAGUGGGUACAGACGGUUUUCUUUUUGAGGUGAUCAGACGGAGGGCUAUGUCUCAUAUUGAUAAGCGUGGUAACAAUCAUUAUAAGUCGGGAUACUUUCCAAUCGCACUACCCUGA
Molecule: messenger RNA, 756 nt
Organism: Lytechinus variegatus (green sea urchin)
Lineage: Eukaryota; Metazoa; Echinodermata; Echinoidea; Temnopleuroida; Toxopneustidae
Product: 30 kDa spicule matrix protein-like
Exons: 2
Coding region: 1-756 (251 amino acids)
Source: RefSeq, a predicted model, not a curated record